Molecule: messenger RNA, 447 nt
Organism: Vittaforma corneae ATCC 50505
Lineage: Eukaryota; Fungi; Microsporidia; Nosematidae
Exons: 1
Coding region: 1-447 (148 amino acids)
Source: RefSeq, a predicted model, not a curated record
AUGAACAAUAGCGCUCUAGAAAAUAAUGAUCAGAACAAUGCUUUGAAUCAAGAUAGCGCCGUAGAAAAGACUGCCGAUGGUACUUUUGGGAAUGUUAUAGAUCAAAACAACAUCAAUGAUGUUCCCGAACCCAGUUCUGAGUUGAUCAGAGACAUUUUUGAGAUAAAUAAGAAGUUAAAUGAAGAGAAUCGAGCGCUUAAGACAAAGAUUCAAGAAUUAGAGGGGAAAUUUACCGAAAUGUCUUUGUCUUAUGAAGAGCAGAUAAAUGAACUGACAAAUUCCGCUAUUGACAAGGACUUUGAAAAAGGAAUAUUUGUAGAAAGUGAGAUUCUUGGCAGGCUAGAGCAGGAAAAUAUUCAGCUGAGGAAAACACUAGAAGAGUUCUAUAAAAAGACAUUAAAGGAGUGGUACGAGGAAAUGAGAAUGAAGCAUGGCUGUGAAACGUAA